This is a messenger RNA of Rhodofomes roseus, 1059 nucleotides long. RefSeq names its product chloroplast lipoate protein ligase. Lineage: Eukaryota; Fungi; Basidiomycota; Agaricomycetes; Polyporales; Fomitopsidaceae. The record is from RefSeq and is a predicted model, not a curated record. Gene Ontology annotation, molecular function: lipoyl(octanoyl) transferase activity. The coding region runs from base 138 to 941 and encodes 267 amino acids. The transcript has 2 exons. Gene Ontology annotation, biological process: protein lipoylation. Gene Ontology annotation, cellular component: mitochondrion.
GGCUCCGACGCGACUUGGACACGACCAGCUCGCUGACGACCUACGUCGCUCCGAAUCAUCGCAAGUCGUUGGACUCUCCGUACGCUCUUUACGUCCCGGGCGCGUCCCACAUAAUCUCCUGCUGAAUCUAGGGGCUCAUGUCGCUUCCGCCGAUUCUAUACCACUACUUUCAGCUGCCUCUUCCAUAUGCGCGCACCUUGGCUCUUCAGGAACGAAUACACCAGAUCCAGCUUCUACGCCGGCGCUCCGGCCAGCACCAGGACUACCUACUUCUGCUCCAACACCGCCCCGUCUACACCGCGGGGCGGAGGCAGCUGCUCACAUCGCCAGAAGUCGAAGCUGAAGCCGCCCGGUUAACGCACAUUGGCGCGGACUUCGUGGCGACCAAACGCGGCGGUCAGACCACCUACCACGGCCCCGGACAGAUCGUCGGAUAUCCGCUACUCGAUCUCGGACGCUCGACCCCGCCCCUUGGCAUACGCGAAUAUAUCUGCAAAAUGCAAAAAACGAUCGAGAUGCAUCUUGCGGAGGCCCACGGAAUGCAGCACGCGCCAAGCGAGCACACCGGUGUAUUCCUGGAUGCACAGACCAAGAUCGCCAGCAUUGGUGUGCAGGUGAGGCAUAGACUGACGACGCACGGGUUCGCCAUGAACGUCACCCGGGAACCUCGGGGAUGGUUCGACCAAAUCAUCGCGUGCGGGCUGGCGGACGUGAAGGCGGGAUGCAUCGCCGACGCCUCCGCCAUUGUGGACCUGAGCAGUGUCUCCGUAGUUGGGGAGAUAGACGGGCUUGUGAAGAGGUUCGGAAGCCUAUUUGAGCGGGACAUGAUGAAACUGGACAUGAGUGCGGGGGAAGAGGUCGUCGAUGCGAUCCGUGCUGUGGAAGAGGAAGCUCGGUUGCUGGGAGACUGGGCCCGCGUACCGGCAGCGCAGAUACUAUGAACUGCGCUUCUAGAGGGAACGACUAUCGUGGACGUGCAGUAUGCUAAGCCGGCUGCUGCACACAAGUCCAUUUGAACAUGAUGACUUGAGCAUUACUACAGCCAUGCGAUGCAUCCCG